UGGUCUCGUGUAAACACUCGAAAUUGGAUCUUUUGUGGUUUCUUAUUCGCAACCCUAAUGUCAAAGGUUCAUCGAUAUCGACAAAACAGGUUGUUUGCGUUAGCAGAGCAGAGCUCCAAAUGACAUGAUCGUUUUGCACAAGCUGAGAAUUGAAAAGAAAUAGAAGAGAAGAACCUUCUGGACGAGGCCUGGGAGAACAGAAACCUUGUGGAGAAACUUUAGAAAUAAAGCGAAAGCGAAGUGAAUUUGGCACCUUUUCACGUUUGUUGUCACGGAAAACAAUGUAUGGUUGUUGUCAGGUUAUCAACGCUCCUGUCCCAAGAAGUGUGAGUAUUCCGUAUCGUGAAAGACAUCCGCAUUUGAGCGAUGCCAGAGUUUUAGAAUGAGCAUGGGUUCGAAAGGAAAAAAUUCAGCAAAUAAUACUGCAUUUCCACGCAUCUCCUCAAUACACAGUGAAAUUGACUCACUUUAUGAUGUCAUAGUUGUGGGGUCCGGGUAUGGUGCUUCCAUUGCAGCAAGCCGUUGUGCACGUGCUGGACAAAGAGUUUGUGUCUUGGAACGAGGGCGAGAAUGGCUACCUGGAGAUUUUCCAGAAACAUUUAAUGAAGCAAGAAAACACUUUCAAAUCAAUCAUGAAGGAAAACCACAUGUCAUAGGUGAUCCAACAGAUUUGUUUGAGGUGGUUGUCAGCAAGGAUAUUACUGUAGUUCAGGGUUGUGGUCUUGGUGGGACAUCAUUGAUUAAUGCAAAUGUUGCAUUGGAUGCUGAUCCAAGGGUUUUUGAGGAUGAAAGGUGGCCACUGGAGAUAAAAAAUGAUAUGAAAGGCAUGAUGGAUAUUGACCGUAAACAUGUAAAUGAGAUGCUGUUGCCAACUGAAUACCCUGAUAGUCUGCCAAAGCUAAAGAAGUUUGAGGCAAUGGAGAAAGCAGCUAAAAGUCUUGGACUUGUUGACAUUGAAGAUAUUGGAAAGAUUUUCAGAAAGACACCACUAUUCGUUAACUUUGAAAAAGAAAAAUCAAAUGCAAGGCAGCACAGGUUCAACCAGCCAGCUUGCAACGGCUGUGGAAACUGCUGCAGUGGGUGCAAUACUGGUGCGAAGAACACACUGAAUAUGAAUUACUUGCCAGAUGCCAGGGCACAUGGUGCUGAGAUUUUCACUGAGGUGUCUGUAGUAUCAGUUGAAAGGGACCCGUAUGCCUCACUCUGGAAAGUCUUUUAUAAACGUCAAGUUGAUCAUAAAGGCUUCAACCAAGCGGAACAAGUUGUCCGUGCAAGCUACGUUAUUCUUGGAGCAGGCUCCAUUGGAUCUACCAAAAUAUUGCUGAAAUCAAAAGAACGGGGGCUAGAGAUAUCAGAAAAGGUUGGUUCAAGAUUUACAGGGAAUGGUGACGCUCUUGGGUUUUCUUACCAUGGCAACGAAGAGGUGAAUUCGAUUGGAUUGGAAACGGGUGAUUUUGAUGAUUUCACUGAAGAAUGUCCCGGACCAGCCAUUACCUCAGUCAUCGAUUUCAGAUCACUUCCUGGAGUUUCAUGCAAAGAUGGCAUAAUUAUCGAAGACGGAACUCCACCUGGUGCGUCAGAGACUAUUCUCAAGAUAGCAUUGUCGUUUGCUAGCAAGACGCUUGGUGUUAAGACUUUCCCUGCUUCGAAGAAGUUUGAGAAAUUUAUUGAGAGAUUAAAAGACGAAGAAAUCAAGAAAACCCUAUCUUUUCUGUGCAUGAGUCACGAUGACUCGGCUGGAAUUGUCAAGCUGGAUCCAAAAUCUGGUGGUGCGUAUGUUCAUUGGGAAGAUGUUGGGCAUCAAAAGAUAUUUGAAAGAAUAAACGAGCGCUUGCACCAAAUAACAACGGAGCUUGGUGGAACGUUUCUUGCCAACCCAGUGUGGAGCAAUCUUUUUGACAAACAGCUUAUUACUGUUCAUCCUUUGGGCGGAUGUCCUAUGGCUGAUGAUGGGGAAAAUGGUGUUGUCAAUCAUAAGGGACAGGUUUUUAUAGGGGAUUCUGACGAUGUUCACCCUGGCCUCUAUGUAAUGGAUGGUGCUAUUAUACCAACAUCGGUUGGGGUUAAUCCUGCGAUGACCAUUUCAAUCCUUGCUGAACGAUGCUGCAGAUUGCUUAUAGAAGAUGCUGAAUGGAAAAUUGACUACAACUCAGUUAAAGACUUCAGUACUAUCGCAAAUGCAGAUCAAAAACCAGGAAUUCGUUUCACUGAGAGAAUGUCUGGCCAGGUGACAGUAGAAGAGACGGGGGAACUGUCUAACUGCGAGUUUGUUGUGACAGUUGAGUCACAUGACAUUGAUCACAUGUUGUAUCAUGAUUCGAAUCACGAGGCCUCGAUUGUUGGGACUGUCACGUGUCCAGCUCUGUCAGAUGAACCACUUACAAUUUCUUCAGGUGUUUUCAACUUGUUUAUUGAAAGUACAUCGAUCGUCAAUGCUAAGGAAAUGCUGUAUAAGUUCAUCCUAACUUCGGAAGAGAAUAAACAAUAUCGCUUUUUUGGAAAGAAGAUUAUCAAAGCUGAUAAAGUUGGUGAAACUGGGUUGAGUGACACAACAACUUUGUUUAUUGAAAUCUUUCAAGGAAUAGAGGAAUCUGGCCCGUUGAUUGCAAGUGGAGUCUUAAAAAUCGGAUUUAAAGACUUUUCAAAACAACUAGAUACAAUGGAAAUUUUGAACACGGAAGGCAUACUCGAGAAGAUGAAGUGGAAAGUGAAGUUUGGUAAAUUCUUUGCCAAUGUCCUUUGGAAUACCUACAGUGGAAUAGCUGAAUGCAAAUACCUGGAUCCAAACGCUCCUCCAAGAAAGAAAAGGCCCUUAAAACUUGGUGAUGCCUACCCUGAAGUGUACAAAGUUACAACCGAUGAUAAUGUGGAACUGCGGAUAACGCGUUACAACGGUGGCGGAAAGGGGCCACUUGUGGCAUGCCAUGGAAUGGGAACAAACACAAUCCUUUUUACAUUGGACACGAUUCCAGUCAAUUUCCUUGAAUACUUUGUCGAAAGAGAAUAUGAUGUCUGGCUAUUUGAUACGAGGUUAUCAACGGCUUGUCCUUGGGUGUCUUCUUUGCACAAAUACAGCAUUGAUGAUAUUGGUCUCUAUGAUUUUCCUGCAGCUGUCGAUAAGGUGUUAGAAGUUACUAACGAGAAAUCCGUACAAAUCUUGGUGCAUUGUGUCUCAGCAGUUGGUUUUUGGAUAUCAUUACUGUCCGGAAAGGUGAAAGGUAAAAUCCGGACCGCAAUAAUCAGCCAGGCGGUUGCAAUACCAGAAGGAUCUUUUAUGAACCAAUUGAAGUCUAAAGCUCACCUUAGCCAAUUCCUUGAUAGCAUGGGUGUUAAGACGGUGUCUGCGUAUACGGACAAAGAGAAGAAAUCUAACGCAAUGAAUUGCUUUGCCAGGAAGAUAGCGAGAGCUUCGACAAGCAAAAAUGAGCAUUGCUCAAGCGAUGUAUGCCAUAGGAUAACGUUCUUCUAUGGCUUGAUUUACGAGCAUUCCAACUUCAAUGUCGAUACCCAUGAUAUACUACACGAGAUCUUUGGCACCGCUGCAGCUGGCUAUUUUCACCAUCUCUCAAAGUGCUUCAGGCGGCAGCGCAUCGUAGACAAAGACGGAAAUGACGCGUACAUACCUGGCCUCGACGAGUCUGGUUUUUGUACCUGUGAUCCAGCUGCAUUGGAGUGGGUGAAGAAUGUCGACGUUCCUAUUUAUUUGUUUAGCGGGAGCGAAAACGAAUCUUUCAACCUUCACAGUGUCAAGCGGAUGUAUGAAGCAUUGAAGAGGGUGAACCCCAAUCAGGAUUAUGGGAUGGAUGUCAUCCCAGGCUAUGGGCAUGUCGAUCAUUUUAUUGGGAAGAAUGCGUGCUAUGACGUAUGGCCUAACAUACUUCGAUUUUUAGACAAAUAUGCCGAAAACAACGUAGCAAAAAGCAAGAAGAUAGUCAAAGGUUUGAAAAAGGCGAUAAAAAAAAUGCACAUGGUUACACAAGGUCGCUCAGAAGCGAGCAAAGAGGCGAAAAAAAUUGAAUUUCCGACAGUGUCUGCAGAAAGGGAAGUACUGUCUUAUUCUAACCCGCUACCGGAAUCGGACGACUCUGACAGCGAGGCUAGCGACAACGACCUCGAGGAUGCAAGCCCCGAUGAAGUUCCUGCCUUACGCAGAAGACUCUCAAACAUCUUGCCUGAUGAAAAGGCUAUCAUUUGGCAAAGGAAGAAGAUUGUGAAAUGCUCAUAUCAAAGGCCUCCCGAAUAUCACCUCCCAACUAGUGAUCCAAACUCUUGUGAGAAGAUCGUGGUGAAAAAAGUAUUGAUGUCAGACGAAACUGAGAAGCGAGAAAUUUUUGUCCUGAGUGACAUGCAUUUAGGUGGUGAAUGGAGUAAAGAAACUGUUAAGAAGUUGGAGGAUUUUGUUGUGACGCUAGCUAAAAUAGCUGAGAGGUUUGUCCAUGCGAUAGUGUUACUAGGGGACGUCUUUGAGAUGUGGAUGACACCAAUCACAUGCAGUCCACCUUCAAAAAGUGAAAUGUUGGAAUACCUGAAGAAAAAUGAGAAAGUUGUAAUGGUAAUGAAAGCCAUUCAAAAGAUGGCUGAAGAUGAUGACGUCAGGGUCUAUUAUGUUCGAGGCAACCAUGAUAUUGAUAUUGAUGAAGAGAUGGUGAAAGAGUUGUUUGGUGAAAAGGUUGUAUUCAUUCCUGGAAAAUUGAUCUAUAUUAUCAACACAGGGUCUCAAGAGUACAGAAUUCGCUUUGAACAUGGUCAUGAUUACGAUUUGUUUAAUUGCACGGACCUCGCUCCGAUGGAAAGUCCGUUACAAGGGAGGCCAAUUGGUUACUAUGUUUCGAGGUGUGCUCAAUCGUCAAAAGAGACCUAUUUCAGUGAUACAGAAAUGGUCAUUCAAGAUUCACUUCGAUGGUUCUUAUCUAUAAUCCCAAACAAGAUUGUUGGAUCGACUAUUGCGGAAAUACUUAGCAAAGGAUUCUUUCAAAAGAAACUGCUCAACACAAUGUUUGAAAACGCUCUAGACUUGGAAAUUACAGAUGAUACAUGUAUCCUAAUGAAUGAUGAAAAAUGUGUUCGAAUCGUGGAUUUGAUUAAAUAUCCGUUUAUAAAGCUGGCAAUCAACAAGUAUGGCUCAUCUCGUGUGUUCAGCAUGCUGGAAGGUUCACUUGGCAACUUUGAAGAUUUUCUUUUGGAGAUGAGUGAAGAUGUUAUUGUUCUUGGCCAUACGCAUAUGUUUAGGAAUGCAAAGUUUCUUGGAAAACUUAAGAAUAUGUAUUACGUAAAUAGUGGCACAUGGAUUGACUUAUGCGAGCAUUUUUCAUAUGUGAAGAUAAUUCCCCCAAAGAAGAAUGAAGAUGGUCUCAUUCAGGUUGAAUAUCGCUCAAAUAAAUCCUGUGAUUCCAGCGAUUAAUAGCAUUUUUGAUUUACACGUCGUGGAAACGUCAUAACAAGCUCUCAUUACUAUGUGAAGUUAUAAAAACGGUAGAAAUUUAUAAUAUUUUAAUUGAUUAAUAUGCUUAGCAAGGGCGGAAUAAAUAUAUUUCAAUAGCAUAAUACAAUAUCUAUUAUAUUUAUUGAUAUAAUCUUUAUUGAGUAAUUUAUAGACAAUCAUGAGUCAUUUGUGAGUAGUUUCUAAAUGUUAUGUUCUAAACAGCAACAAGAUUUUCGAAUAGUUAUAUCAAUAUUGCGUGAAUAUUCUACCAAGACUACAGUCGACAGGUUUUACCAGGUCACAUGCUUCUCGUGAAGUUUUUAGAGUCAGACCUUUACUUCAAACGGUUUUUAUACCUAUAAGAGCUCUGAAAAAGUAGGUAGUUGUGAAAGUAGCAAAUAGAAUUCUAUUUUAUGAGGGAAAACUUACACACAGAAAAGAGUCUAGACUGUUCAAGGUUUCUUACAAGCUUGGAGGCUAUUUAAUAGAGGGUCAGCUUGAGUCUAUUCAAAAAAGGUUAUUUAAGCCACAUAGAUAGAUUUUUUCAUAGGACAUGGUAGCGGACAGAAUUUGAUGUUUCAAGGGAACCUUUCAGAAUGAUAUUUUACGAAAAUGAUAUAUUAAUUUUGUGCUUAAAUUAUUUUAUUAUUGUUGCUUGAUUUUAAUUAUCACUGCUUUCUGGAAUUGUUGAAUCACGUUCGUAAGUGUGAGGGGCAUGUAAACCAUUGCUUAAUCAUUUGAGGGACUGUCGGAAAAUGUACGCCAACCAGCAUUAAAAGCAACGAGCCCAGAUAAAAGAAACAGCAUCACUUGGGGAAUUUGAACUUUGUAUGAUAUUCCACGUGAUAAAUUAGGCUUGCUGGUCAUAUUUCGAACACAAACACGUACCUCUAUAGCUACUGUCUGCCUGACUCUCAUGACAUAGGUUAGCGAUUUGUUAGCACUUAGGCCAAGCGUAUAUGUGUCCCUUUUAUAUGGAAUCAUCGCCUUUAAACCAAUUAUUAUUAGUAAUAUUGAAACAAUAUUUAAGUAUUAGUAAUAGUAAAAUUAACAAACAUUACCAACAAAAACUAAUGUAGAAAUAAUAAAUUUACCAUUCAUGAAGUAUUAUUCACAUGUGCAGACUAAAAUGCCUAGAGUUGGAUUAAAGAUUCGACAAAGUUUACAGUUUCAUUUCUAAAUGGUAAAUCUUGAGCAUUGUAUGUUUACAGAUGGAUGGUAAAAUCGAAGAUAAUGAUUAUAUUUGGCAAAAUUUGAGCAUUGUAUGUAAGAAUGAAUGUAUUUUAACCCCCGAAUCGAAGUUGGUUUUCAGUGGUACUAGCAGGCUGAGAAGGAGCUUGACUAAAAUCGAAAUAUAACGGACAGGCCUCAUGAGAUCAUUUCAUUGCAUCAUUCUACAUUUGCUUUUGAUAUGGAAUAUGUUUGAUAAUGUUGCAUAAAGACAUAAAUUUUGCAAUACAGGCAUUGUAUAAUCAUUUUGAUCGUUGAAGUAUGCUCAGUACUGUUGUUACGUGGACUUCAAUUUAUAUAACUCACCAUUUUUAUAUUAUAUUUGUACUACAUUGACGUGAGAAGUAUUUGUGUUUUAGACAGUAUCCCAUUUUGCAAUAUAUAUCAUCCUUGUAACACGUAUGCAAGCCUUUUGUUUUUAAUCUACCACAGAAUUUCAUUUAAUAUAUGCACAUAUAGUCACCAGCGAGAUGCUUGGUCCCUUUUUCUUUUCUUUCACCGCCUGUGCGUGAAACUGAAAUACAAGCUUCGGUCGUAAGUGUAUGUGCGUGAGUGUGUCAUCGUGCCUCCGAUUUGAUUAUUACGACUUUCAUCCACCCAUUCAAGGCUGGAGUCUGCAUUUCUUUUACGGUGGAGCCUUGCCAGCAGAUUAGAGGCUUCAGGUAAAGAUUUCGAAUAGCCAUUAAAUUUAAAGACAUCGUUACAUGAAGAAAUCGGAACCGACGCAGGCAAACAUCAUUUCUAUUACUUCAGUCCACUA
This is a messenger RNA of Rhopilema esculentum, 7412 nucleotides long. RefSeq lists its product as uncharacterized. The record is from RefSeq and is a predicted model, not a curated record. NCBI's taxonomy places the organism in Eukaryota, Metazoa, Cnidaria, Scyphozoa, Rhizostomeae, Rhizostomatidae. Gene Ontology annotation, molecular function: oxidoreductase activity, acting on CH-OH group of donors; flavin adenine dinucleotide binding; hydrolase activity.